Durio zibethinus is the source of this 2391-nucleotide messenger RNA. RefSeq names its product VQ motif-containing protein 9-like. NCBI's taxonomy places the organism in Eukaryota, Viridiplantae, Streptophyta, Magnoliopsida, Malvales, Malvaceae. The record is from RefSeq and is a predicted model, not a curated record.
UUGUUUUUUGGCCUCCAAAUUAAGUAAGCAUCUUCUUUCCUAUCCAUUAUAACCAACAAAAAAAAAAGAUAAGAGAGAAAAGAUACCAGUCACCAGAAAGGCAGAAACCUACUGUCGUAAAUAAGUCGUCGAAAACACAAAGAUUUACAAGGUAAUGACACUGUGAUAGUGGUGCAUAAUGUAUAAUGCCAUUUUGACUGCAUGGUGGGUGACCCAUGACUGAUUACUGAGUUUAAAAAUCGUACCCCAGGAACGCGACAAAGAACACGCACGCAAUCACAAUCUACUCAAACAAGACCCGUAAAAGAAGCCACGCAAACCCUGUCUCUAAUCGUUACCAUCUUAUCUAAUCUUUGCUGUUUUUUUUUUAAUUUAAAAGCCUCGAAAAACCUAAAAAUUUUAAAGCAAGAGAGAUUAGACAGUGCCACAAAGGCAAAGAGCAGGGAGACAGGCAGAUUCGGUCCUUUGCAACUUUUACUACUAUUUUUUUCCCCUUUCUCUGUCUCUGUCUCUCUCUCUCUCUUCAAAGCAAAAUGCUCAGUAAUAAAAGUCUUUUAGACCCAUCAUCCUUUGGUCUGAAAAAUAAUUUUCUACUCGCAUGAAGGAAAACCUCUUAGGCCUUAAAACACUCUCUCGCCCCAUGUCCUUCUCUUUCUCUGGCUUUGUCCCUACUUGCCGACCCACUUAAGUCUGCCAUAAAGAGGAAGAUUUGCCCUCCACAAAAACAACCCAAAGCAAUACCUGCUGCUUGUAUCACAGAUAUUUAGUUUUUAGCUUACAUAAACUAAGAGAUCAUUAUAGAUCUUGAGAGAUAGAGAGUGAGUAGUAGCAGUGGGGGAAGGUCUGGGUUUUUUUUUGGUUAAAAUGGAUAAAAGCUGUCACUCUUCUGGCGACUCUACCACAAACUCCAGUAGCAGCAGUAGCUCCAUCGCCAACAACAUUAACAAUCGAGAUCAUUACCUUAAACACCUCAACAAGCUUUCUCAUAAGAUUUCCAAACCCUCCUCCACCACCAACACCCCUCCUCUCAUAAAAAAACCUUCCUUUGACCAGACCCAGAACCUCACCCAGGCGCUGCCACCUCCCCAACCUCAACCCUCCCAGCCUCAGCCUGAGAAUCCUAACCAAAGCAGUCUCCAGGCUCAACAGCACCAGCCACCUGUUUACAAUAUCAACAAAAACGACUUCAGGGAUGUCGUACAGAAGCUAACCGGUUCACCGGCUCACGAGCGGUUCUCUGCUCCGCCACCAAUCCACCAACCCAAACCACAAAGCUCACGACUCCAGAGGAUCCGACCUCCUCCAUUGGCGCACGUUAGCAACCGUCCUCCCAUGAUUAAUUGCGCUGUCCCCAACAUGAAUCCCCCCGGCUUCUCUCAACCUAACCAUCCUAUCAGUGGCCCCACUGAUAAUAGCUUCAUUCAAAGGCCACCUGCUGUGGCGCCUCUUUCGCCACUUCCUCCAUUUCCAGCUGUACACGCGGCGGCCGAAUCGCCGGUCUCCGCCUAUAUGCGAUGCUUCCAAAGCUCCAUGUCGGCCACUGUUGAUUCCAACCCAAAGCAAUUCUCGGGAUUCCCACCAUUGGCCCCACUCGUUUCACCCCGUUGGAACAACUUAACCGCCCCACCGCAACAGCAACCACCACCGCUGCCGCCGCCGCAACAAUCACAGCAGCAACAACAACAACAACCACCACAGGUAUCAUCUACGGGGAUGAUCCAGUCACAGUUUCCAUCAUCACCACUACCAUUCGGUUGUCUGAAUUCUCCACGGUCACCGUAUGCUUUGCUUUCCCCAAGCUUGCUAUUUUCUCCAAAUUCGGGUCAGUUAGGAUUCCCGCUUUCGCCAACGUUGCCCGUGCCGAGCCCAAAAUGGCGAGGUCUUUGAUAAAUUUUAAUUUCGGGAAGAAAUUGAAAUUAGAAACAUGUUCCUCAGUAAUAAGAUCUGUAGCAGGUGUUUGAUAUUGUAACCAAAGUUUGCAAUAUCUACCAGCUUCCUUAGAAUAUAGCUGAAGAGAUGUCUUCUAGCUAAUGAGCUUAUAUUGUGUAGAAGCUAUCUUUAAAUUUAAAGCUAUUCUCUUGUUUCUUUUCUUUUUACUAGAUUGUUUAACUGCUCUUGGAGUAGUGGAGGACAUUGAAUUGACCUCUUCUACAAAUAGAUAGGGGAAAAAAUUGUAUGGUAUUAGCAGUAAUAGGAAUAGUAAAUACUAACGGUAUCCAACUUGUAUUGGGUUCAACAGGUUAAGUACGGUAUCCAACUUGUGUUUGGAGUUUAAAGUUUAUUUAUUGUCUGCAACCCCUUUCAAUUCUUAAAUUGCGGCUUCUUUUGUAUAAAAAAUACUAAUGGCGUCAAAAAAAUUCAAAACUUCAUUAAUGCCUCCAUUAAAGCUAG